Molecule: messenger RNA, 1074 nt
Organism: Angiostrongylus costaricensis
Lineage: Eukaryota; Metazoa; Nematoda; Chromadorea; Rhabditida; Metastrongylidae
Source: the annotation of a GenBank genome assembly
AUGGUGUUCAGAACCAUCUCUUGUCGGUUCGCGGAGAAAUUGCGACCUAUUGCCUCCGAUUUCAGGAAAGGACGAGUCGCUGUUUCUUUUAUUGAAGAUGCGAAGCAACGGCAUCAAACCCGACUGGAAGCUCUAGACAGGAAAUUGGAAGAAGCAGAUCGAUCUAGGAAAAUAAGUUCAACGCUUAACAUACUCAAUCGUUUGUCGGAGCGAGUAUUGUCUUCCAACUCCCGCUUCGUGCAAGUUGGAUCAUCCGUCAAUGGCCUCUCGUGUGAUGACUCCGAUAUUGAUUUGGUUCCUCUUUUGAUCAUUCUACUCGAAAACGGCCAUAGCAUCGACAUCCAAUUCCCAGAUGAGAAUUUUCAAGCUAUUCGUAAUACCAAUCUAAUUCGGCAUUACGUCCAGUGCGACCAUCGCCUUCCUAGAUUGUUCCUCUACUUCCGGACACUCUUUGAUGCUUUGGAAAUUCGCAACAGUAAGUACGGCCUGCUUUCUUCGUACCACAUACUUCUGCUUAUUAUACACUUCUUACAAAGCGAACAGUCAUUGUCACCAUGGCCAGUUUUGCCCGUUUUAUGUAAAACACAUGGGAAUCUCGUUGGUGCGCAGAUCCCGAUUGAUAGUGUGGUGUCAAUGUUAGAAAGUCCUCAGCAUUCAAUUGAAUGGUGUAUGCACAAUCAAAUGACUACCGCUGAAUUGGUUCUUCGAUUCGUUGACUACUAUUCGACAUUUGAUGCUUCACAGUAUGUCAUUCAUAUAGAGAAAGGUCUAACCACUCGCAGAAAGCAGGUUUCUGGCGAUGUUCACUUGCUUCUAAUAGAUCCCUACUCCAAGGCAACAGUUUGUCGGUCAAGUGCGGCCGCACGGGCGUUCUCGGACAGUAUGAUUUAUCUGAAACGGAAAAUGGCUAAUGGUUACUUCCUGGACACAUUUCCGACAUUUUCGGAAGCGUCAUUAUUUAAGACACAGACAAAAUGGUUACCGUGGCGGCAAUACUGCAGAGAGAAGAAGGCUAUUGUGGAUAAAAGAGAAGUUGACCAAAUGGAACGAACGAGAAUAAACCAGGAGUUGUAA